Messenger RNA from Dermatophagoides farinae (American house dust mite), 1564 nucleotides. RefSeq lists its product as uncharacterized. Lineage: Eukaryota; Metazoa; Arthropoda; Arachnida; Sarcoptiformes; Pyroglyphidae. The record is from RefSeq and is a predicted model, not a curated record.
AAUGGCUCAACCAAAAAUAUUCAUCGUUUUGUUUUUCGUGCUGAUUGUUCGAAAUUGUUCAGGUCAGAAUAGCAGCAUCAUCAACGACAUGAUUGACGAAUCACCAGUUGCACAAAUAACCACGCUCACUAAAUACAAUUGCAAUGAAACCGAAUUCCAUGAUGAAAGCGGUGAAAUAUCGUUUUUAGAUGGAGAUAAAAUCUGUCUACUUAACACAGUGGUGAACAAUUCAUUGGUCGGAUAUUACCACGUUCAAACAUCAUCGGAUAAUGAUUAUAUUAUUUUAACAAUACAAUUUUGUGGUUAUAUCGAUAACAAACUGAUCGUUGUCGAUGAGAAUUCUGGCAAUGUACUAAGCUCGUUUAUUGGCAAAGAAUCAGAUGGCGAAUGUCAACACGAGGAAAUUCAAACUUUUAUCAGUGAUUCGAAUAAGAUACGAAUAGAAUUCACAGCAUUCGAUAAUAAUCAAGCUGAAACGCAUUUCGCUCAAAACAAAAGAAAAGUAAAAUUCGUCGAUGAUGAUGGCCAUCCCUGUAUCAAAUUUUCUGUGACGCAUAAAACGGUUAAAUUCAGAUCAAUGGAAAUUCACGCGGAAAAUGAUGGCAUUUCUCGAUCAAAAAUUGAAAUUGAUCAUUAUGAACCCAAUUCAGUAUGGACACACGUUGUUCCAAAAGCUGAAGAAUCCGAAACCGAAUACAAGAUUGGUGUUCAAUUCGAAAUCGUAUAUCUGGAUCUGGAUUUCGACAAGAAUGAUUAUCUUCUAAUUUGUCCUGGUAUGCAGCCUAAACUUUGGGCUCAUACAAAAUGUCAGAUUAUCACACGGAAAAUUGCAAGCCACAAUAGUGAAGGAAUGAAAUUCUGGAUCAAUGCUGAUUCGGCUUUUCUUAGGGUAGUCACUCACAAUUCAUUGAAAAAAAAUGUCAAAGUAUUGGAAGCAUAUAGUGAAAUUGCAAAUAAAACAAUCAAAAAGUCCAAAAAUAAUGAUAUACCAAAUCGAAUCAAAUUGGCGUCAACACAAUUAUGUUUCGAACAACUAUGUAUCAAUUGGCGAACGACGACAAAAAAAGAGUUUCUCCAGGAAUAUGUUUAUCAUCUGAACAAUUAUCUUGUCGAACAUGAAUCAAACAUUAGUAUGUUGAUCGACACGGAAUCCGUUCUUAUAAUCGAUACAAGAAAUGAGACAAUAUCAUCAUCACGUUAUAAUGUCGUUUGUCGUGUAAGUUUGGCUGUAACAUCGCCAUAUGAUCCAGAAUAUCCAUUAGUUGAUGGUGAUACAUUACAUGAAAUGUAUUUUGGUUCGAAAACAUCAAUCAUGUUUAAUGGGAUUCGAGUGACCGAUUGUUCGUACAUGAACAUUACCAUCCAGGAGAUUAUCAUACCCAUAUUGAUCAUCAUUAUAGUCUUUUCAUUCAUUACAGUUGUGUUUUGGCGGUUACAAACACAAUUGAUCAAAAAUCGAUAUACACCAAUCAAACGGAAAAAUAAUCAAUCAGAGUCAAAGCUAAAUCUUGCCGAGCAGCCGAAUGAAGAUUUUAUGAAUUAUUAAAUUGUAUUGUAAACAAUA